GAUGUUUAAAUUUGCCCUAUAAAUACGAGUGCCUGGCUGAUGAGUUCAGCACAAAUUCUCAUUCGGUUCUCAACCUUUUAUGACAUCUCCGCGAUAGCUCUAAAGCAGCUAGUUCUGUCAAUACCAAACAACUUGAAUAUUCAAAUUCACCAUCCACAUUACAUGGAAGUUUAUCUAAGCUAUCUUUUUCUGUCCUCAAUUUUCUUGCUUGUGGGAUUAUAUUGCAGCUUUCUAUUUCAGCAAAGAAAGCUUCCUCCAGGUUCGAGAGGGCUCCCCAUUCUCGGCAACUUGCUCCAGAUUGGCCCGAAUCCACACCAAUCUUUAGCCAGACUUGCCAAGAAAUAUGGCCCUCUCAUGACCAUUUACCAAGGCAGUGUCACAACAAUUGUUGCUUCAUCAGCCGCUAUGGCUCAGCUCAUUCUGCAAAAGCAUGACGCGGAUACGUCUGGCAGGAUCAUCCCGGAUGCCAUCACCACACUAGAUCACCCCUCCUACUCCAUGGCCUGGCUCCAUGCAGGCGAAGAGUGGCGCCUGAUCAGACGAAUCCUAGCAACUUUUCUAACCAACUCCCACAAGCUUGACUCGUUGUGCGAGCUGCGUCAUGGUGUGAUGGUACAAAUGGUUCAACAUGUCGAAAAAAUUAGCAGAUCAGGAGGAGAACAAGGUGUGGAGAUUGCAAAGUUGGCCUUUACAACCGCGCUAAACCAAAUGUCGAACACUUGUUUUUCUACGAAUGUAGAUGAGUAUAACUAUCAAGAUACCGAAGGAUUCAAAAAUUCUGUAGCAAAUAUCAUGGAAACUGCAAUGACAUUCAACGUCGCAGAUUAUUUUCCCUUCCUUAAAGCCUUUGAUCCUCAGAGAUUAAGGCCUAUGGCGAACGCUGCAUACGGUUGCCUCGAGGGACUAUGCGACAAGUAUAUUGAUCAGCGGUUACAACAUAGAGAAAAUAAGUCACCAAGACACGGAGAUCUCUUGGAUUCCUUGAUUGAUUUCAGCGAAGAAAAUGAAUCUGAUUUCACCUUGAAACACAUACAAGUCCUAUUAGUGGAUUUAUUCAUAGCAGGCAGUGAAACGAGUACCAACACAACUGAAUGGGCAAUGACUGAGCUGAUACUCCAUCCGGACAAGAUGAUGAGGCUCCGCAACGAAAUAGCCGAAUCAGUGAGCCAGAAAGGAAGGAUCGAAGAAUCCGAGCUUCUCAGAAUGCCCUUCUUGCAAGCAGUUGUGAAAGAAACAAUGAGGUUACACUUAGCUGUUCCAUUCUUGCUGCCUCACAAGACCGAAACAAAUGUUAGCCUCAAAGGCUAUGAGAUACCAAAGAACACACAAGUGCUAGUGAAUGCAUGGGCGAUUGCUAGAGAUUCGGAUUCUUGGGAAAACCCUACAACUUUUAUGCCCGAAAGAUUCUUGGAUUCGGAAGUGGAUUUCAGAGGACAACAUUUUUCUUAUCUUCCAUUUGGUUCGGGGCGUCGGAUGUGCCCGGGGAUGCCUCUGGCGCACAGAGUGGUGAGCUUGAUGAUAGCUUCAUUGGUUUAUCAUUUUGAGUGGAAGCUUCCGCAUGACAUGAAUCCAAAAGAGCAUGAUAUGACUGAGAGAUUUGGACUUACUCUUGCGAGAGCUGUCCCCCUGGUUGCUGUACCCAUCACCUUGAUUUAAUAAACAACAUCAAAAUUUCUCGCCAAAAAAUUUUUUCUCUCCUAUUUACACUAGUACAAACUGGACUUUAAGCGUCGGUCAAAAAACCCCUAAAACGUCGGUCAAGUGGCGUAGCAAAUGUAGGAGACGAUAU
Messenger RNA from Daucus carota subsp. sativus, 1789 nucleotides. RefSeq names its product cytochrome P450 76T24. The transcript has 2 exons. Bases 40 to 1656 code for a protein of 538 amino acids. NCBI's taxonomy places the organism in Eukaryota, Viridiplantae, Streptophyta, Magnoliopsida, Apiales, Apiaceae. The record is from RefSeq and is a predicted model, not a curated record. Gene Ontology annotation, molecular function: oxidoreductase activity, acting on paired donors, with incorporation or reduction of molecular oxygen; iron ion binding; heme binding.